Penicillium nucicola is the source of this 4746-nucleotide messenger RNA. RefSeq names its product putative protein kinase (Gcn2) (gene cpcC). The transcript has 7 exons. The record is from RefSeq and is a predicted model, not a curated record. The coding region runs from base 1 to 4746 and encodes 1581 amino acids. Gene Ontology annotation, molecular function: eukaryotic translation initiation factor 2alpha kinase activity; ATP binding; protein binding. Lineage: Eukaryota; Fungi; Ascomycota; Eurotiomycetes; Eurotiales; Aspergillaceae. Gene Ontology annotation, biological process: regulation of translational initiation by eIF2 alpha phosphorylation; DNA damage checkpoint signaling.
AUGUCUCCCAAACAGAGGAAGAAGCCCUCCCGCAAAAAGCAAACCUCCGAUUCCUCCUCCGUGACGUCCCCCGUUUUACCUACAACCAAUUACCGUGAAAUCCACCAGACAGAGGUCGAAGCCCUGCGCUCGAUCUAUGGCGAUGAUUUCGAAGAAGUUGAGAACCGGCGGUCGGCUUGGCAGCAAACUUCCGAUGUGACCUUUAAGCUUCACUUACGAUCCUCCUCAAACCCCGAUGUCCUCCUUGUUUUAUUAGUCGAAUUACCCACCACAUAUCCCAAGACUGUUCCCAAUCUGUCGCCCGGGAACCUAGAUGGCUUCCGCGAUGGAGCGCGUUCGAGAAUUCAAGAUAUUCUCCGUAACAAACCGAAAACCCUACUCGGAAGUGAAAUGAUUUAUGAGCUCGCGGUGUCGAUUCAAGAUGUUCUCGAAGAUGUUGCCCAGGCGCGCCUGCAGGACAAGGAUCUCCCCAGCCUGGAAGAAGAGCGAAUGGAGCAAGAGGCGGCCGCUCUUCAGCGCGCAGACCUGGAAAUGCAAGAGGAGCUUCGCAAACAACAAGCUGCAGCUGCAGAGGAAGAGCGCGCAUUGCAAGAAAUGCUCCAAGACAAGAUGCGACAACGAAACAAGGCUCGCAUCAUGCGACGGAAAAGCCGCACUGGCGUUGAUAGUGAUGUCGAUGACCUCGUGGAGAACACACCUGGCGCAAUUUCUUUCGACCCUCCCUUACUCGUCAGUGACACCGAAGUGCAGCCGCUGAUUUUCCGCGCCGUGCAUGGGAAGACCCUGUUACAAAGCCAGCAGGGCAAGAAAACGUUCACCGUCAGACCUGUGGUUUCCGAAAGUCGAUGCCAUGUUCCGCAGCUCAUUCUGAAGGAGAUAGUACUCGACGAGAAGGGAUCCGAGAGAUUGACGUUCCGAGAGCAGAUGCGGUCCAGUGAGGAUAAGUUGGAGGCCCUCAAACGAUUAAGACACCCGAACUUGGUUGAAUUUGUAGGGUUCAAGAUUAACCGCCCACUUGGCCAUUUUGACUUGCCCGACAAUUCCUGGACUGUCUUUAUGCUUUUAGAAUACGCAAACAAAGGAUCCCUCGCCGAGCUUCUCGAUAUUGUGGGAACAGUGGCCGUCGAUAUGCUUCGUGGCUGGAUGAUCCAGCUACUCGAGGCUUUGGAGUUCUACCACCGCAAUGGAUUUGUCCAUGGAAACAUCCAAUGUAGCCGAGUGUUGCUAUUUCGAACCCCCUCGGGUGGGACUAUCGUGAAAUUGCAAUCUAGCGUCGAGGAUGCUUUGCCUGAACCUCCCGGCGGAAAGCCAUCUUUGACUGCAUCCAAGUCGCCCCUUUGGCUUCCUCCUGAGCUGACGCAGGACCAUUCAACUCCUACCAUGAAGACCGAUGUUUGGGAUCUUGGAAUUGUGCUACUCCAAAUGGGCUUCGGGAAAGAUGUUCUCCUCAGGUACACCUCUGCUAAUCAAUUGAUGGUGUCAAUGGGACUUUCUCCUCCAUUGCAGGAUUUGCUCCGUGAAUUCUUCCGCCCAGAUCCUAGGAAGCGACCAACAGCCUUCCAAUUGCAACCGUCCGAGUUCUUCCGAGUGGAUGCACCUUUGAAAAUGCGGGAUAGAGGGUCAAACUCUGUGUCCCUGCAGAGACGGCCCCGGCUUGACUCUUUUGGGGCCAUGCCCGCAUUUUCACGGUACCACCAAGACUUUGACGAGGCAGGUCAGCUAGGCCGUGGUGGCUAUGGGCAGGUAGUAAAAGCACGGAACAAGCUCGAUGGCCGCUUGUAUGCCGUUAAGAAGAUAUCUCAGACUUCAGCUGCGGCUUUGAAAGAUACUCUUUCUGAGACCAUGUUAUUAUCGCGACUGAACCAUCCAUAUGUUGUGCGGUACUACACUGCCUGGCUCGAAGAAGACUUCAAUCACAUUGAGGAAGAGGCCAUGUCCUCAACCGAAGGCGACCCAUUUGCCAGUCAGGACCAUCACGGAUUCAGCACAGGAGGUCUCGAUUUCAUCAGCUCCAGCGGAUAUCCCAAGAUUGAAUUUGCUCAAUCAGACAGUGAUGAUGACAAUGAAGGAACCUUGUCCGAUCAUGCUCAUGCCGAAACGUCUCAGAUUUACCACGCCAACCAUACAGAGACUGACAGUGAAGAUGAAGACGCUGAGCUCAGCUAUGCGAGAUCUGGUUCUUAUGGCCGUCCUGUUUUGACUACGCUGUACAUCCAGAUGGAGUACUGCGAGAAACAUACUUUGCGAGAUUUGAUCAGGAAUGGAUUGAACGAUGACGUUGAUCGCUCGUGGCGUCUCUUCCGCCAAAUUCUCGAUGGCCUCAGCCACAUCCACAGCCAUGGCAUCAUACAUCGUGAUCUAAAGCCGGAUAACAUCUUCAUCGAUGUUGCUAACAACCCUCGCAUUGGUGAUUUUGGCCUUGCUACAAGCGGUCAGUUCACCACCGCUGUUCGUUCAUCUGCAGCGGCAGACUUCGAAGGAGAUUUCACGCGUAGUCUUGGAACAACCUACUAUGUCGCACCAGAGAUGAAGUCGGUUGUCUCGGGACAUUACAAUGAGAAAGUAGAUAUGUUCUCACUUGGUGUUAUCUUUUUUGAGAUGCUACACCCAUUACCUACCGGCAUGGAACGUGAUCAGACUCUCAGAGAGAUCAGAGAAAAGCACCACACUCUUCCGUCCACUUUCCAGCAAUCUGAUAAGGUGGUUCAAGGUCAAAUUGUCGAAUCCUUGUUAAGCCACACCCCAAGCGAACGUCCCACAGCAGCCGAGCUUCUCUCUAGCGGAAGGAUCCCACUUCAGGUCGAGGAAGAGACAUUCAGGCGGGCGAUUGUGCACUUGCUCUCUGAUCCGGAUUCCCCCGACUACAAGAAGAUCCUAUCAGCAAUUUUCUCCCAGUCACCCAAGAAAUUCGAGGAUAUUGCUUGGGACAUAGACUCGCAUGCUUCACCAGCAGCCAAUGAGUUGCUUGUCCAGGGUCUAGUGAAGAACAAAUUGACCUCUAUCUUCCGGAGACACGGCGCCAUGGAGUCACAAAGGCAGAUGAUCUUCCCCCGAUCUCAACAUUACAGCACCGCCCCUGUUGCACGCCUACUGGAUGCAUCUGGCAAUCUCUUGCAGCUACCAUUCGACCUCACGGUUCCGAAUGCAAGAGCGAUUCCUAAGCAGGAUCGCUCUUUGGAGAAGACAUUUGCAUUUGGCACGGUGUACAGGGAGUCAACUCAUGGCAGUGAACCCCGGACUCACGGUGAAGUGGACUUCGAUAUUGUUUCUCACAAUACCUUGGAUUUGGCCUUAAAAGAGGCGGAAGUCAUCAAAGUUCUGGAUGAGAUUAUUGAAGAAUUUCCACCCCUGCGUUCUUCUCAGAUGUGCUUCCUUGUCAACCACUCUGAUUUGCUCCAACUAAUCAUGGAAUUCUGUCGUGUCGCGCCGUCCCAAAUUCCAUUAGCCAAGGAGACUAUCAGCAAGCUCAAUGUUGGCAAAUGGACGAUGCAAAAGCUUCGAAGUGAGCUUCGAUCCCCGGCAAUUGGUGUUGCUUCGACAUCAUUGGAUGACCUUGCUCGGUUUGACUUUAGAGGUUCUUUGAAAGAGACCCAACGCAAACUGCAAAGUAUCAUGGAAGGAACUGAAUACGUCGAGCGGAUUGCACCGAUAUUCGCUCGCUUGAACGUGCUCAUGACCUACCUGAAAACCUUUGGCAUUAAGCGUAAGGUCUACAUAAACCCUCUGAGCAGUCUUCAUGAUAAGUUUUACGGUGGAAGCAUUCUGUUCCAGUGCGUCUUUGACAGCAAACGACGAGAUGUGUUCGCUGCAGGAGGCAGAUAUGAUAGCUUAAUCCAGGAGUUUUCUCCCAGGGUCUUGUCUAGUCGUCCUCAAGCGCAUGCUGUCGGAUUUAACCUCAGCUCGGAUCGCCUGAGCUCUUCGAUGAUUGACUAUCUUAAGGCCAAGGCUCCGGCAAAAGAGACUGAAACGGGUGCCGAAGUGUACUGGGGGGCUCGUCGGUGCGAUGUGCUUGUUGCCAGUUUCGACGCGGAUGUCCUACGUUCGACCGGAGUAAAGCUCAUGGAAGAACUUUGGUCGAACGAUAUCAGCGCGGAACUUGCCGUUGAUGCCUCGUCCCUUGAGGAAUUGAUGGCCAUAUACAAAGACUCCAACCACCGAUGGAUCGUAAUCGCUAAGCAAGAUAGCAAGGACCGUGGGUUCAAAAUCCGAAAUCUCAUGCGCAAAGAGGAGUUUGAUAUUCGCACCGCCGAGCUUGUCCCAUGGCUCCGAUCAGAAGUCCAAGCGCGCCACCAGCGUGAGGGUACCGCUGAUAUACGUCAAACCCGACAAUCAAGCACACAAGAAACUCUCGCAUACCAAGAACGGGCAAAUGAUGUCCGCAUCCUUACACCGCAACAUCGAAGCAAGAAGACGAACAGAAGGAACAUCGUUGAGCUAGCCCUCCAACGUUCCCGCGAAAUCGCCGAGAACGCCCGCAACGGCCCCAUAGCAGCAAUCGACACCCGUGAUGAUGUCCUUGACGCCAUCCGAAACACGCGCCUCUCCGACGCCGAGAGCUGGCGCAGCGUUAUCCAAAACGCGCCCCUGACUGAACGCAAAUAUCUCAGUCAAGUGUACGAGCUUCUCACCGACUUGGCACUUGAGAACCGCACAAAUGACAGCAUGGAGAGGUUCACAAACGCUUUCAUCUUCAAUUACCGCACCGGUUCCUGCGUGUACUACGAUCUCGGCCCGAGCGAGAAAUGA